Messenger RNA from Haliotis rufescens (red abalone), 1792 nucleotides. RefSeq lists its product as uncharacterized. The record is from RefSeq and is a predicted model, not a curated record. Lineage: Eukaryota; Metazoa; Mollusca; Gastropoda; Lepetellida; Haliotidae. The coding region runs from base 113 to 694 and encodes 193 amino acids. The transcript has 4 exons.
UGGACUGUGACGAAUCGAGGAUAACGGGACGUCGAAGUGCAACGUCACUCUGGUUAACGUCACAUAGACGUAACGUCACACACCCAUAACGUCACAAAGGCCUAACGUCACAAUGCCCUCCAUGAAGAUAUGUCACACGGACGACAAAGCCGAUGGGAAGCUCGUGGAUUGCGUACCUGCAGCCGGGAUUCCUUUCUUUAUCGUCAUCAUCACUUUGGUGUUGUGUGCGUUGCUACUGGCAACCAUUGCCCUCAUCAUCGUCAUCUUGGUGUUCAGACGCCGAAAAAAGAGUGAUGCGAUGACGCCGGACGGGGAGCACCACAUCGAGUACUCCGAGCUCGGCAAGCCUCUCACGACAGCAAUGGAGGUUCAACCGGAACUCAGAAGUCUAGAGCCCCGGAUGGACCCACGUGACAGGGCGAACAUGCUGCAAUAUGGCCACCUUGGACCGAGGAAGUUUCUUCAACUUCCGCUGGAUGCGCAACGCAGACUAAUCACCGUACCGGAAGAGGAUUCGGGGAUGGAGGAACGUGACGUGGAGUCACCAGAUGUGAUGAUCGAACAUAUUCCACAGGCUGAGUUGGAGGCGGAGCUAGAUUUUGACUUUGAAGGCCAGUAUGAAGAGUCUGCCGAAUCAGACACCGGUGCAACACAGAGAGAGUUUGCUGAGAAUGACCUCCUCUGUAACAAUUAGGAGGUUCAACAAUAUCUGUACGCCUACCGCCAUUGAGAGUAAUGGAUGACAAUAUUUUUUAACACAAGUUUUGGAAACGUUUGGAUCACAACCACGAUCACUUGUGUCAUGGCGCAAAUAUUUGCCCUGUUCGUGUUGGAACGUUUGUUACAACUUGAAUUGCGCUGACAGAGUUAUCGGCCUUGUUUUUGACUACGUCUGCAGGUGAUUGACAAAACAAGGCGCGAAUUUUUGCCCUGUUCGUGUUGGAUAGUUUGUAACCACUUCAAAGCGCCGACAGAGUUAUCAACCUUGUUUGUGUUGGAUUCUUUGUAAUUGCUUUAAUUGUGCUGACAGAGUUACCGGUCUUGUUUUUGUCUAUAGGUCUCUCGGUGAUUGACAAAUCGAGGAGCGAAUUUUUGCCCUGUUCGUGUUUGACAGUUUGUAACCACUUGAAAGCGAUGACAGAGUUAUCGGCCUUGUUUCUGACUGUUCAUUUGUCAUUUGUUGGCAAAUUAAUACAUAUCACUUCGACAUAUUAAUAUAUUUUCACAAUUGAUCAAAACUGGUUAUGGAACAGGGUUAAUGUUUCCCACCCUGCUGGAUUCAGACUUUUUCUACUGAUCUUGAAGUGUGGAUUGAUUGAAUUGGUUCUUUUGACACUGUGCUAGUCAUGCGCAUCAAGUUGUGAUUGGAAAGCAUUUCUGAAAUGUAAUCCUUGAUGAGGAAAUUAUCAGGGAUUUAGGACACAAGCGUCCCAAUCCCCGAGGAUAUGGUAUGGAAUGGUUUAAGGCGCUGAGGAAGCCGCCUCCACCACGACAGUGAUGCUGAGAAUGGUGAUACCUGAUCCUAAUGCUUGAGAUGGAUGGAAUGUCCACGUCGUUGCUAGGUAGCAAGACAACAGCCAAUGACCAAUGAAAGGCCUUUUACUAGUGUCAUGUCACUUUGUUCGUUUAUUGUUGUCUCCCUUAGGUUUCUUAUUUAUGGAAUGUUGGCGAUCGACCAAGAUAAAUGCGUUGCAGCCAGAAUUACAGAGACAGUACUUCUUUUCUCAAAUUGCUUAUAUGAAUACAAAAAAAAUAAAUUAUUUAUUUAUUUAUUUAUUUAUUUAUUUAUUUA